GCCAUUUUUGACGCUUUCUAAAAGUGUCGUGAAUUUCAACAAGUCAGUGCAGUGCUGUGUUUAGUGUAAACUCAGCCCAAUUCUUUAUGUCUAGUCACUUACAAGAACGCGGGUAGCCCUGACUCUAUACAAACUUUUCAAAUUGAAUUCAAACUACGUGUUUUUUCAAGAAACUUGUCGCUGAUCAUGUUGAUGCUUGAUGAUAGGACGCGCCAAGAGAGAGUGACUUUACUACCGUGUGUGAAAAUAUCAACGCCCUACUUUCCUCUGUGACAAUCAAGAUGAAAAGGCGGCUUCUAGCGCCGCCCCCGGCGCCGCCGCGUCCGGUGCGGAAGUCGGACCCGAAAAAGGCGAACAAGCGGCACGAUUUUUCGGCCGCUCUCGAAGCUGAGCUGCUGAAGGAGGUGCAAGCAGCCGAGCAAGAGGCGGAGAUCACGCAACAGCAGCAAGAAACACUGGAGCGAGAGAACGAGCAGGCCGCGGCAGAACUUUAUGUACAGGAUGAUCGUUCUCUUUUUUUUAUCGUCUGACUUAGUUACAUACAUAUGCAAAGGAAAAUCUAGUACUAAAGACAUAUCUGCGUAUCUUAUUGAUGCAGGCAUGAUUUUCAUUUCUCGAAGCACCACAAGAACCGCUGAACUCGAACUAAAACUACAGGCAAAAGAGAAGGAGCUGAUGAAGAAGUGCAUGGAAAUUUUACGGGUCGGAAACAACGGCGAAAUCGUCGGUCGCGAGCAGGAAAUCGCGAAGAUAAACUCCUUUAUCGAGGAAAGUGUGGACAAGGCGAGCAUAGACCUCGAAGGCGACGCGUUGUACAUCUCGGGCGUACCGGGGGUGGGGAAAACCCUAGCCACUUCCCACGUUUUGUACAGGCGAGAAGAGGAGAGCACGCUGCUGAACUGCAUGACCUGCGUCGACAACCCGACGCCAGCGACUGUGCUGAAAGCAAUCCUGGAAGCUUUGCCAGCGGAGCAAAACAAACGCGCAAAAAUGCAGCGCGGGGCACAGUCGGGAGUCAAGGGCCUGUAUCUUAAUACUCGAAGAUUUUUCACAUUGAUGUUUCUUCUUCACUGAUCGUCUUCUUGCAUUACUGCCCUGCUGCUUGUGUGAAGCUGAAGCACCAUCAAAUUAGUUUUUUGAGAAAACAGUCAGAAUUUGAUUUGAUUACUCCUUCCUCUCACAGGCUUGACAAACUCGAGAAGCGCGUGAAAUCGCUGGAGCAACCGUUCAUCUUGGUUCUGGAUGAGGUGGAUUUCUUCUGCAAGAAGAAGAAACAGCAUGACGCCACGUUCGCGAAAAUUUUUGGAUUGCCCCGACACGGACCGCUCACGCUGAUCGGAAUCGCGAACUCGAUUGGGUUGCUGGACCAGCAGAAGACGAUCUGCAACGAGUUGGAGCAGGUGCAAGACCUGGUCUUUCGGCCCUAUGGCGCGGAGCAGAUGAAGCAAAUCAUCCUCUCCAGGCUCGAUCAGGUACGAGUAUUGAUUCUUGUUCGUAGUUUUUACUUUUAGCUAUGUUGACCUCGUAGCGAGAAAAGUUCCAAGGACAGUACUAGCGAUCAUAUAGCGACAUCAUCAUCGUAUUCAUGAAAAAAAUGAAAUCCGCAGGUAACGAAGGAGGGAAUCUUCGGUCCGCAAACGCUGGAAUUCUUGGCAGACCGUGCGUCGAAGUACAACAAUGGCGACUGCCGCAAAGCGCUUGAGCUCUCUGCUCGCGCCCUCGACGAGAUGAAGGACCGCCGAUUUGGACAGCACAACUCGACGAUAUCUUCUGCGCGAUCUAGCCUGGUUUCCUCUUUCUCCACCGGCGCCGCGCAGUCAGUAGCGUCCGCAGCUUCAUCCUCAACAGCAGCGACAACUACAGCACUAAAAGUCGGGACUAGUAAGGCCUCUUCCUCUAGCAGUUCAUCCUCAACAGCAGCUGCAAAGAUGAAAUCUAGUGCGAAGGGGGCAAACGAGCCAAGGCAGCUGAUCGGAUUGGACAUUGCGCAAGACGUGGUCAUGAAGAGCAUGAGCCCCAUGGAGCAGAUUGCACCGACGGUGAAGGCGCUUCCGCAGAUGCAGCAGGUGGUCUUGAUGUGCUUCUGUUGUUUGGUCAGCGGCGUUAACGACCAGGGAAUCACGCUGGAGUACGACAAUCCCAUGUACGACAAGAGGCUCGGCCGACAGCAGAAAGCGCUGAAGCGGGACCUAUUCUCGGAAGGAGCUCCUGGUGUUGCGUCAUCCCCGCUAGAACAGAUCGACGAGAACGCAGAGCUGCAACAGGCGAAAAAGCAGCGCAAACUCGUAGACGCGCUCACGAGUGCUUUCGACGAGGUAGCCGCAGCUGACGCAAAGAACAAAAUGACAACGACAUCGGGCGGGACAAAUAAACCCAAAUCACCGUUAACGCCAGGGCCAGGAAGCAACACGUUCAAGACCCCACAAGGUCGGGGAAAAAAGAGAACAGCGGAGCAGGCAGAGCCGGAUACCUGUUCCACCACCGCUUCUGGUCAGGACCACAUGCUAGAUACCGGCUCAUCUUCUGCGUGUCAGACAAACGAUCGUUUGCGGGAGGCCCUCAUCGCCAACGGAGCGGCCUCGGCAAAAAAGGUGCUGCCAAUGACCGUCCAAAACAGUGCGGCGCUCGAGAAAACAGCAAAGGAACAAGCGAUCAAGAGGUAAUGAAGUUCUACCGAUCACUAUGGUGUUAUGGUUAUCUGUGGAGGUGCUCAAAAAUUCUAGCCUAUCGCUGAUAUGCAUGUGAUGAUGUGAUGAAAAAUGAAAUUUUCAAUGCAUUCUCAUGAGCUGCAAAAUUCACAUAUCCGUCCAGGUGUCUUUCGCCAGAGGAGGUGCUGAAAAUUCUGAAGGAGCUGUGCCAGCGAGGGAAAGCUAUCAUCAACGUACAGGCAAGUGCAUUGAAUCUGAGAAGCACGAAGGAGUACCUCAGUAUGCUGGACGAGACGCCGCUGUUGCGACAGGUAUAGCGUCAUUCGUGCCGUCGCUGAUUGAAAAAUGUCAACGCUGUUCUCAACAAAAGUUGUAAAGCAUGAAGAUGAAUUAUGUGGUGAUGCUGUUGCUGAAACAAUAACAAAGUGAAAGCGGGGUGUGAGAAAAUCGUUUUAGGUAUCAAAAGGCGGAAAGGUUCGCCGGGAACUCGCCUAUCCGGCAAAUGACGUACUGCGACCUAUCUUGCAGAAGAAUCCGCAAUACCAAGACCUUUUUCUGGACAAGAAGUUGGGCAUAACGCGCGUCGGGUUUUGAAAGAAGCUCCAGCAACGAUCGGAGCGAAAUAAUAGUAUGUGGAGCAGCAUGAACAUUCUUUUCCCCAGUGACCUCUGAACUUUUUCCACCGAUUAUAAUUCGAGCUUUAGUUUUAUUCGUAGACAAUGAGACUAAACUUCCGUGAACUGCAAUUGCGAAAACUGCGUAAGUAUGUAGAAAUAGUGGGGGCAAUUUUUCAGGAAGAAUCUGUUUGGUCAUCUGUACCGUAUUAAUUUGUGAGCGAUUCGUCUCUGCCUCUGUAUCUGUACAUUUUACAGCAGAUUUGAGGAACUGAACUUCUGCGCUGAUCUAUUUUUUUGUGGCAUUUACUUGAUCUUUUUUUCUUUGUAACGAGUUUUUUCUGUAGCAACCCUUUUUUGAGCAAUGUUGUCGUGAAAGCAACCUUUUUCCUCUUUUUUACCUCAAACUGCCCGAAGGUCGAGGAUGAUAGAGUAUGUCGUACGCGCAGAAUGCAGCCAGUUUUUGGUAGCAUUCUGAGUGCUUGAUCAACAUAUUGGGGAGACAAACAAUUUAGUUCGUGCAAUGAACCGUGGUAAUGUGAAGAUGUGCCGCUAGCGGCCCUGGAGAUUUUUUCUUCCCUCGCCUGGACUUCGCAGACGUGCGUUUCUGCUGGACGUGGCCUUUGUGUGCC
Amoebophrya sp. A120 is the source of this 3894-nucleotide messenger RNA. The record is from the annotation of a GenBank genome assembly. NCBI's taxonomy places the organism in Eukaryota, Dinophyceae, Syndiniales, Amoebophryaceae.